Seriola aureovittata is the source of this 4444-nucleotide messenger RNA. It is a transcript of the gene zcchc17, whose product is annotated as zinc finger, CCHC domain containing 17. Lineage: Eukaryota; Metazoa; Chordata; Actinopteri; Carangiformes; Carangidae. The record is from RefSeq and is a predicted model, not a curated record. The transcript has 7 exons. Bases 184 to 939 code for a protein of 251 amino acids. Gene Ontology annotation, molecular function: zinc ion binding; RNA binding. Gene Ontology annotation, biological process: RNA stabilization.
AGAGCAUCUACUUCCGCUGGCUACGAGGCGUGUGAUUGGUUGCUCAGUUUACCGACUGCGAUGAUUGGUUCCAUUGUUUAUUGUCAACACGAUUUGCACCGGAUGUGAAACGGAAUCAGCUCUGCUAAUACGAAAGCCUUCUAGAUCCACUUCUUGAUACUGUGAUCGGCUUCCACUGAGACAAUGUCUGACAGUGAUGGUCCAGCUCCAGAGCCUGCCGGACUGGAUGGUCUGCCGCCACUGUACAGCAUUUCCAAGGGAGAGGUGGUCUCUGUACAAACCUACGGAGCUUUUGUCCGACUGCCAGGAUACAAGAAGGAAGGCCUGGUACAUGUGAGUGAGAUGUCAGCUACACGGGUUGAGAACGCCUCAGAGAUCGUCGAUGUGGGCGAACAGGUGUGGAUAAAAGUCAUUGGAAAAGAGAUUCGGGGUGACAAGGUGAAAUUGUCCUUCUCAAUGAAAGCUGUCAAUCAGGGAACAGGGCGGGACUUGGACCCUAACAAUGUCAUGGCAGAGCAGGAUGCGAGGCGACGUAAGCAGUUUAGAGACCAAACUGGCAACAGGAUCACACUGGAGGCUGUGCUCAACACGACGUGUUCAAAGUGCGGCUGCAAGGGUCACUUUACAAAGGACUGUUUCUCUGCUCCGGGCCUGCAGUACGCCCUUUUGCCUGAAGAGGACGAUGCUGAGCCGCGGCAGCAACAGCAGCAGACCUCCACAGUUGCAUCACAGCAAGACUCAGACAAAAAGAAGAAGAAAAAGAAGGAGAAGAAAAUGAAGAAGAAGAGGAAGAGGGAGAGGAAGGAGUCAGAGAGCGACAGCAGCAGCAGCAGCAGUAGUGAAUGUAAAACCAAGAGGAGGCGCCACGAUCACACUCGCGACAGAGAGGACAAAAAGAAGAAGAAACACAAGAAACACAAAUCUCAUAAACACAGCUGAGAUCUGACACACAUGUACACUACAUUCACACACUGCAGCUAUCACACAGAUGCAAAAGGGGAAGUGGGUAGCAACAGAUGGACGGGCAGACUUCCAGGCCAUAUAUCUUUACAUAAUCUCUCCACCAACAGCUUAUUAUAGAAACUUUCAUCCAAGUUAAGGAAAUGUUUGCUAACUGUCUUUCCAAGUAAUUGAAAGUACAAUUAAACCUCCCAUCAAGUUAAAAAAAAGUGGUUAAAACCCAAAAAUCAGAUGACCACUUGUCCCUAUGUAACCUCUGGCUCCACAGAGGGAGGAGUUCAUACAUCACACGAAACCAGAUAGGGGUAAGCAAUAUGGCAGCAUGUGACUAGCCAUCUUGAACUCCAGAUAUUGUUCACAGCUAUCCGGUUUCUAAUGCUCUGGGAAAUCCGUUAAGCAGACAUGAGGCGGUAAAGCCGACUCUUAGGGAGGGUCUGACAUGAAAAACCUUGAAAUAAUCCACACAGAGAAAGCUGUAUACACACACACACACACACACACACACACACACACACACACACACACACACACACACGCACACACACACGCACACACACACUCAGACACACACAGAGAGGAAGAGGUAAAGCCACAAACAGGAAAUGUAAUGUAGUACAAGUGAGCAUGACAGGAACCCCGUGCUAUGGUGAUAUCCUUAGGUUGUCCGCCGCUUAUUGUGCAUCUGUGUGUACAUCCAUGUGUGUUUGUGUAUCUUGUCUCCAGGGGACUGCUCACAGUACACACCCCCCUCUUCCUGCAUGUCAACUGUUAACUCCAUUAAAGGUGUUUUUAUUUGUAAAGGUAAAACAAAAAUGCCUCUUGAUGUCUUUGUUCUUGGACCUUGAAAUCAUAAUGUUGCUAUCAAAGUCAGUCCGUGGGGAACCAAAACACACACACACACACACACACACACAAACUUUAGAAAUUCUCAGGUUGGGUCUGGUCCACCCUGGGGUCAUAUGAAGUUAAUGUUUUGAAGUGAAGUAAGGCAUCCUAGGACUGGAUUGAGGGAUUGGGUUGGGUCGUGUCCCACGAGGUAAAAAGUUCCAUAAAAUCAAUAACCCUGUCUUUUUCUAUAAGAUGAACCCUUGUCAACAAAAUAAGGCAACGUCAGGGACUCAAUAUCUUGUUUCUUUAUGCUGUUUUGACCUAGUUUCCAUGCUUCUACAUGUAGGAUUUUGGAGUGAUAGAUUGUUUCCAGCUGCAGUGGUUUGACACGGCUCCAGUGAGCACACUCCCCUGUUAAUCACUCGAGUUUAUUGGUCAGUGUCAGUCCUCUUCAUUUUCUCACACUCAAUUUCUCUUGUUUGCAACAGACAGAUAUACAAGAUGAAGUUAAUACGGUCGUUUUAAUAUUUUUUUGCGUAACUCAGAGCAUGCACAACCAGAAUUGUGAACUUGUGUUCAUUAAUGCACGUAAUUUGAAAACAAUGGCAUCAAUCAGUCAGAAAAAUCCUGUGGAAUCCUGUUGUUCAACUUGUACUACCAUGUUUGAGUUGACCUUUAGGGAUCGUUGGGUUUUUUCCCCCCAUACAGGAAAUAUCCUUGAAAUUUGUAACAUUUGUGCUUCCAUAGGGGAAUAACCCAUUUAUCUUUGUACAUUGUGUUGGAAGGAUUUUGAAAAACACAAUUACAGGACAAUGAAUUGUCAUUUGGAGUCAAAUGAGCUGACACUGGGCGAGGGUGGGGUACACCCUGGACAGGCUGCCAGUUCCUCACAGGGCUGACAUACAGAGACAAACAACCAGUCACAUUCACACCUAUGGGCACUUAAGAGUCGCCAAUUAACCUAUUGUGCUGUUCGACUGUUUUUGGACAGUGGGAGGAAGCCAGAGGCCCCAGGGGAGAGCCCACGCAGGCGCAGGGAGAAGACACAGAAAGGCCCCAGGCCCCUCUCCCUGUGAGGCUAACCUCACCGGACCACCGUGCCGCCCAAGAUAAGGUUUCUUAAUAAUUAUUUUUACUUUUUUUUGUCAAACUAUUUUACAAAGUCAAGUAUGAACUUUCAAUCUCAAUAAUUUAACAACUUACGUUUUGCUGCAAAUGUAUUUAUAUGGAUCUCUUCAUGCAGUAACAGUCCGCUCAUACUGUACAUGCAGUAUAUUUAGUUGUGCAAACACUUGUCUGUACGAAUUGGAUUUUUUUAAGAGAACUGGCAUGGUCAGUAUGAAUAUUUCUUUUUCAGUUUUCAUCUUUUAUAUUGGUUGUUCCCAACCUUUUGUUGUCACAUAUACCAUUCACAUGUUUGUGUAAUUCAUCAUUAAUUCGUAUAGAUGGGAUGGCUUUCAUUCAAAUGUGCCAUAGUGUUUCACUGCUGAGAAAACACAGUGCCUGUGUAGGAGCUGUAAUCCUGGCAUUAUCUGUGUUCAGGUGGUUGCGGGGUGGCAGUGUUCAUCAGUGUGUGGUCUGUCUUUCAUACUUUCAUACUUCUACCACAUGGACAUUUUUACCGUUUAGUUACUUACUAUAUGUGUAGUUUGACUUUUUCUAUUCGGUUGCUUUUUGUGCACUUACUUUUCUCAAACACAAAUAUGUAGCUAAAGUUAUCCAUAGAUGCAAGAAGGCUGUUGCAUUGUUUACAGAUCAUCUUAUCCUGUAACCCUUUCAUGUCAGGGUAACUAUAGGACAAAGUGGCAGAAGGUCGCCUGAUUCGUCCUGAGCCCUUUCACCCCUUCACCUUGCUCCUAGUUGGCAGUCUGUCACAAACACAUGACACCUAUCUACUGUGGGAGGGAAUGAUCCAAAUUUAGAAAGCACACACACACGCACACACACGCACACACACGCACACACAUCUAAUGUACAAGUGCAGGAUAUGACAGCACUCGCACACCUAGUGCUAGCUUUAACAAAACUUUCCCCUCACCUAGCCAGGGCAAAGGUAAGACACACUAGUAUAUCCAAGAGCAGGAGCUAUAAUUAACCUCUCCGUGAGCCUCUAUAAAACCAGCUGUGAUGGAAACUGUUGGUCACACUAUGGAUGUAAGUAGAUGUGUACUAUUAUGUUGCACCACUGAACUCUUGCACCCUGCUGUUUUCUAAAAACAGGUCAGACUGGACUGCUUUUGCACAGAGUUCAGCUGAACUCAUGACAGCAGCUCCAAUAUUUACUGCAGCCUUGAACUGAAGCUCCCUGAGUUAUCUAUUGAUCGCAGCUGUCAGCAAAUUUAUUUAAAUGACACUUGAUUAUACAAGUGAAAAUAGUGGAAUUUUCCUCAAGGACAUCUGAUCAUUUCAGUGUCGAGACUUCAUCGGUCCAAUUUAAUAAUUUACCCACCAACUGGAAAAAAUAAACAUAUUGGAAGAACUCCAUUGUUUUACCAGUUCAUCCAACAGUGUGGAGACAUUUAUUUUUAUUUUUCAGGUCUUAAAAUUUCAAAAACACUUUUCCAGGUUUAUCACAGGCACAAUGCAUAAAACAUUUUUCUUUAAAAAAAAAAAAAAAAAAAAAUGGCAGACCUGGAACUUUAGAGAGAAAAAACAA